UCUCCUUUGAUUUUAAAUACUCUUCCUGAUUAAAUCCACUAAACAGACUUCCUUAUUGGCAUCUAUUCAACAGCAUAACCAAAAGAGAAAGUCUUUCACAUAUAUUGCACGUGUUCCUAAAUGCAUAUAUUCCCACUAACCCCAUGAUUAACCGUCAAAUAUAGGUUUAUACUGUUGACAAAAUGGAGGUAAACAAAUAUCCAUACGAUAGAAAACAAAAUAUCACAACAAAAUAAACAAAUUUUCCCAAAAGCACACUCGCACACAGGACGAAGAGAAAAAUUCGUUGCAACUUCCUCAAUCGGGAAAUAAAAGGAAAUGUCAGAAAUAUCUUACUUCCCAUCCCUAAAGCAUCAUUUUAUGAAUAAGCUUUAUAAAUGUUUUGUUUGUGUAUAUCUUCGCUUGCUUUCCACAAAACAAAAAACCCGGAAUCUGUAACACACCAGCGAGAAAAGGAACAAACUCCAACCAUGUCACUGCGCAGUAACACUGACCUAUAGACACUCUUAGGGACAGAAUACCAAAGGUAAAGCUAGAGAGCUCAUGGGGGAUUCUGAGUACCACGCAACAAAAUUAUUAAUAAGGAGCUGAAGGUGAUGGUGAAGAAGAAUGUUGACUGAUAUACUGGUAACGUGCUCCAGCUGAUAUCCAGCCAGGAGCAUUGACACCCACCCAACCGCAGCAAUCUCGUACAGCACUCGCCGAAUCAGCUGAUGUUGCCCUUUGCAUCCUUAACCCUGCUUCUUGUACACUUUCCGACAUCGUUCUUUCUCACAUCUCCUGAUGGUGUAGUUGUAGGUAUAUCUGCAGAGAGCAAAUUGAAAUAUGCCAACGGGGAUGGGACUAAUGGCGAAGGCGACUGGUCUCUUCGCUCCCGCAAAGGAAGAUAUUAUAUCCUGCCAUCAGUAGAGCGAAGUAUAUACCACUUUGAUAUCGAUUCAUCUUCCCUGGGAUCAUCCCAGCACGCAAUAAGAGGCAAGUCAAUGUAUUUAAAGCCUCGACGGAUGUGGUUUUCUGACCAUUAAAAGCGUGAUAUCGUAAAAACUAAGACUUUAUUGGGUGUAAAUUUUAUAUAAUUUUAUAGCCAAGUUUGUGUUAAGUUAAAAUUUUUGUCAAACAAACAAAUUUUCAUUAUGCGUGAUGAGAUAUAAACGGAAUUCAAUUGAGAUAAUGAAGUUUUUUUCCUGUGUAAAUUUCGAUAAAAUUUAAUUUGUGAUAGGUACCUUACACAAAUUAAAAUCGAAAGUGUAAGUGGUAUUAGCAAAAUGCAAUACAACGCUAUGAGCACUCAAGAGGUUAUUCGACUUGAAAAAUCGGUUGCGAAUGCAGGUACACAGCUUUAUACAGUUGCAACGAAGUUAAGCGAAGUUGAGCGUAGUUUGGAUAACACAAAUGCCGAAGACAUAGAUGAUGUUUGUGUUAUGGAACUCCUUGAAUCAAUGACCGAAGUGAAAAAUGAAUAUCAAAACUUACGCAAGGACAUUCAAGAAGUGCAGCAACUUCAGAAAGAUGUUACCACCUCGAUUCGAUUUCAGAUGCGAAGCAUGCAUCAAACAUUUAAAAUGCUUAAAAAACGUAUAGAAGCGAGGACUGCACAGAACUGAAGUUUUUUUUUUUUU
Messenger RNA from Episyrphus balteatus (marmalade hoverfly), 1619 nucleotides. RefSeq lists its product as uncharacterized. Lineage: Eukaryota; Metazoa; Arthropoda; Insecta; Diptera; Syrphidae. The transcript has 2 exons. The coding region runs from base 1266 to 1604 and encodes 112 amino acids. The record is from RefSeq and is a predicted model, not a curated record.